Salvia miltiorrhiza (redroot sage) is the source of this 1581-nucleotide messenger RNA. RefSeq lists its product as uncharacterized. The transcript has 10 exons. The record is from RefSeq and is a predicted model, not a curated record. NCBI's taxonomy places the organism in Eukaryota, Viridiplantae, Streptophyta, Magnoliopsida, Lamiales, Lamiaceae. The coding region runs from base 432 to 1409 and encodes 325 amino acids.
ACGCCCAUUGACAAUUUUGCCCUUUAUCAUAUUCUUCUUUAUCGACUACAGUCAUCAGCUCACUUCUUCCUUAAACCCCAGCUAACCGCCACCCGCCACUGCCCCCGGCCCCGCCCUCGCCGCGGCAUACUCCGCCGUGAUUUUAAAAUUGGAGUUAUCUAAGUAAAUUGACGGCAGAAGCCUCAAGCCAGAAUUCAUUCACGCACCGCACACACAGACCUUCAAAUUGGGAGCCAUAACCUCACGCCCGACGCCCCCAUUCGCCACUCGGCCGCGCUGCCCCCAGCUGAUGCUCGCCGUCGCCCGCCAAUAACACAGCAGUUUCAACCCGCCAACAGUUCUCGGUCUCCGCUGCGCCGCACCGCACCGUCGCCACUGCCGAAUUCAUUUUUUGAUUGCUCUUUCUUCAAAUAUUCUACAGAGGAAAUAAAAUGAAAACAUCUUGUGCAUAUGCACGAUGUACCUCUUUCACGAGACGGAAGGAACUUCUUUCCUCUUCAUGUUCACUGUCGGCGGCCCAGUUUACCGCAGUACCCCAACAUAAUGUAUUUCUUCCUCUUCCUGCUAGUAGGAAGCUGUGGCAACAUAUGCUGCUGCCUGCAGUAGCAGUGGCAAAGAAGGAUGUUAGAGGGAGUGUCAAUCAGGAGGAUGACACGGAGCCCAGUACAAGCGAGGGUAGUAGUGGAAAGUUUGCCAAAGGGUCAGGGACUACAGCAAGAGGGCGCCGUUUAUUGAAAAUUCGGGAGGAAAAGCGGAAACGUGAUCAGGAGCGUCUCCACAAUUAUCCUGCUUGGGCAAAGGUAUUGGAAGAUGCCUGUAGAAAUGAUUCCGAGCUUAGAGCUGUUCUUGGAGAUAGUAUUGGUAACCCUGACCUCAUGAGAAAGAGAGUUGAAGAAAGGGUUCGAACGAGGGGGAGAAAUAUCACAAAAUCUAAAUCCGGCUCUGUCCUUGCAUUCAAAGUUAGCUUUAGAGAUUUUAAUCCUCUUGAUUCAUACAUAUGGUUUGAGUUAUAUGGAUCCCCUUCUGAUCGAGAUGUUGACCUUCUUGGCAGUGUGAUUCAAUCAUGGUAUGUGAUGGGCCGUUUAGGUGCGUUUAACACAGCCAACUUACAGUUAGCAAACUCAUCGAUGGAGCAUGACCCUCUCUAUGACGCUGACAAGGGGUUCAAGGUGAUGCCUUCAUCGUUUCAUGAUAUAAGUGACGUUGAAUUCCAAGACAAUUGGGGCAGGGUCUGGGUGGACCUUGGCACGGCUGAUAUCUUUUCAAUCGACGUGCUUCUUAACUGCUUGACCGUAUUGAGCUCAGAAUAUUUGGGCAUACAACAGGUGGUUUUUGGGGGCCGGAGACUCGGGGACUGGGAAGAAGGGAUGACGAGCACUGAGUUUGGGUAUAAAUCCUUCAAAAUAUGAAUGAUUUUUUCUGCUACGAAGUAAGGCUGAUGUUUUAUUUCGAUAGUGAGCAGAGGUUUUCAUCUUCUUGUUAAAACCAUUGUUGUUGUUCGAGUUGAAUGUGAUGAUCUCUUUUCUAUCUUUCUCUAACUCAAAACAUAUUUCCUAAAUCAUAUCAUCAAUUCACUGUAAA